Cornus florida is the source of this 2049-nucleotide messenger RNA. Its product is annotated as protein FAR1-RELATED SEQUENCE 5-like. Gene Ontology annotation, molecular function: zinc ion binding. The record is from RefSeq and is a predicted model, not a curated record. Lineage: Eukaryota; Viridiplantae; Streptophyta; Magnoliopsida; Cornales; Cornaceae. Gene Ontology annotation, biological process: regulation of DNA-templated transcription. The transcript is spliced from 4 exons. Bases 1 to 2049 code for a protein of 682 amino acids.
AUGGAAGAGGUAUUAAAUAACAUCGAAGACACCACAUAUACAGAAAACGCUCCUAUUGCACAGGCAGGUGUCGUAGAAUGGAAACCAAGAAUAGGUAUGAAGUUUGAAACUGAGGAAGAGGCAUAUGAUUUCUAUAAUUCAUAUGCCGAUCGAGUCAGUUUUAGCAUCCGCAAAGAGUAUUUUAAUAAGAGCAAGAAGACUGGUAAACUGUCAUCGAGAUUGUUAACAUGCUGCAAAGAGGGUUUCAGGGGUGACAACAUUCGGGACAGUAAUAUAAAGACUCCCAGGGCUAAAACACAAACUGGUUUCCCUGCUCGAAUACUUAUACAAGUUUCCAAGUAUACGCAUAAGUUGGAAGUUACAAAAUUUGUUGAAAGCCACAACCAUCCAUUGAUGAUUGAUGAAUACAUGCACAUGCUGUCAUCCCAGCGUAGAAUUAGCCAUGUUCAGGUCAUUAAUUUGGAAUUGGCUUCUGAUUCAGGAAUAAGCCCUCGCAAUUCAUAUGAGUUGAUGGGAAGGCAAGCUGGUGGAAAACAAUCAGUCGGAGAUGUUGUAAGUUUUGACACAACAUACAAAGUUGUACAUGGCAACCGUCCAUUUGGAAGUUUCUUGGGGUUGAAUCAUCACCGGGAGACCGCUGUGUUUAGAACAGCGUUCAUGUAUGACGAGACUGCAGAGUUGUUUGUGUGGUUGUUUGAAACAUUUUUGAAAGCUAUGUCCGGUAAAGCGCCAAAGACGAUCUUCACUAAUCAAGAUGCUGCAAUGGGAAAGGUGAUGCCAAGGACAAACCAUUAUCUGUGUGUUUGGCACCUAAUGCAAAAUGCACAGAAGCAUCUAGGGUUGUUGUUUAGACGUGCGCAAGGCUUUAAAAAGGUGUUAUCAAAAUUAAUAUUUGAAAUUGAGGAGGAGGAAGAAUUUACCAGGGAAUGGAAUAUAAUGAUAACGGAAAAUGGUGUUGUUGGUAACACAUGGCUUACAAAUCUCUUUGCUUUAAAACAUAGAUGGGCUAUGGCAUUUAUUAAACAUACCUGGUCCACGGGUAUCCACAGCACAAAACUGAGUGAAAGCUGCAAUGGUUGCUUGAAGGCGUACUUAUCCGGGCAACUGAUUCUUCCAGAUUUCUUCACACACUUUGAAAGGUUGUUGUCCGACAAGCGUUACAAGGAGUAUGUAGCCGAGUAUGGGUUACUCCACAAUCUACCUCAACUGAAAACAAACUGUAACAUAUUAGUAGAGGCGGCAAACCUGUACACAAAGGUUAUAUUUAAUAUUUUCCAGGAUGAGUUCUUAGCAGCUGCUGCUAGUCAGAGGAUCAUUGGUUGCAGUCCCAUCGAUGGCAACGGAGGCUAUGUUUACAAAGUCGUUGGUGAGGAUGGAAUGCAAUGCGACGUGAGGAGGACAGUAGAAGAUGAAUUGUUAUGUUCUUGUUGUAAAUUUGAAAGGGAGGGUAUUAUGUGUAGGCAUAGUUUGAAAAUCCUAAAAGACUCCAUGUUCACCAAUACAUUGCCUCGUCGAUAUAUAUUAAGAAGGUGGAGUAGAAUUGCAAGAGAUGGCAGGUUGGAGGAAAAUCUUUCCGGUGAAGUGAUUGCCGAAACUGAUCCAAAAAUUGAGGUUAGGAGACAGCACAGGGUACUUUGUCGUAUUCUGACUGAAAUUUCGUCCAUUGUAUCGGAGGAUAAGGACGGAUACAAUGAUUUAUUAGUGAAAGCCAUGGAGUGGAAAAAAAUUGCCCAAUCAAGUUGUAGGCAUAGGUUUACUGAGAGGAAUGGAAUUUAUACUGGUGGUAAAGACAGAAACCAAUAUGUCGGCAUGAACAAAAAUACUAACAAAAUCCCCAAUGGUCUCAAGUGUAAAGAUACAUGGAAAGGAAAAUUUAAGAGGUUAGAACCGACCAUGGAGCUAAAGAGUCGCAAUAAGACGAAAUCAAUAAAACAAACAGUUCAGCUUCAGAAUUGCAAUGAAGCCCUUCAAUCAGGAGAGGCAGGUGGCAGUAGUCAUAGUGGAACAAUCCCCUACUACGUGUUAGUGAAUGUAAGUAUUGUUGCAUAA